GUGGCUAUAUGCGUAAUAAGAGAGUAAUAGGACUCGGAGACUGCCGUUGUACUCCUUAUCGAAUCGAUGAGCUAGCCAACUAGCCGGUCAGCAACCGCCUCAUUGGAAUGAGUUCACGUGUGAUGUGCCACUUCUUCUAUCGGUCAUUCCCUCAUACAACCAUUGGCAGCGGUUCUAUGCGUAGAUAAGGCCAAAUACAGAGACAGUGUCGCGCGAUUGCCUCUUCUCCGUCUGUCCAGAUCUCUCGCAUCACCAUGAUUGCGCAUCAGGAUGACGAGGAGACACCUCUUCUGCAACGACCAACGACCAGGACACCUCUUCCCUGGGAUCAAUUCUGGGUUAUAUUGUUCUUGCAGCUGUCAGAACCUCUUUCUUCUAAGACCCUUUCCCCGUUUGUUCCUCAACUCAUUAAAGACAUUGGAGUGACUCACGGAGACGAAUCCCAGGUUGGUCACUAUGUCGGCAUCCUUGAAUCAUCAUACUAUGCAGCUCAUAUGCUGACUAUUUUUCAUUGGACCCAACUGUCUGACCACAUUGGGCGGAAGCCUGUAAUAUUGAUAGCUCUAUUAGCAAUUUCCGUUUCGAUGCUUUCGUUUGGGCUGUCGAAGACCUUCCUUGGUCUGGUGGUUAGUCGUGCUGUCAGCGGAGCAUUUGAUGGGAGCAAUACUGUCAUCAAGAGCAUGGUGAUGGAUAUCACUGACAUAACCAAUAUGCCCAAGGCCUACGGUUAUAUACCGAUUCCAUGGAUGAUCGGAAAAACAGCUGGACCACUCAUUGGGGGAUCGCUCUCCCGACCAGCAGACAGAUUCCCUGAUAUCUUUGGGCAAUCAGAACUCCUCAAAUUCUACCCAUAUCUCCUGCCGUGUUCUAUUUCGACAAUUUUUGCAUCGAUAUCUUGGCUAGUCGCGUAUUUCUGUCUUAAAGAGAGCGUUUCUACCAAGACAUCACUUUGGGAGCUAAUCAAAGGAGGAUUCUUCCGACAGUCAUACUCAAAUUCUCACCAGCCAUCGAGCAAUGUGCUAAUUAAUCCUGGGGGAGCUCAACCAAAGCCGCUUCCGCUGCGCGCCUUGCUGACUCCAAAAGUCCUGACUAUAACAGUAAAUUUUGCCACUAUGGCUUUGUUUCACAUGGCGUUUACUUCGGUCCUACCUGUUUUCUAUGCGACAUCGAUUGAACUCGGUGGUCUUUCCCUCGACCCUCCUCGCAUUGGCGUUAUACUAGCAGCACAAGGUGCCGCACAUGGCAUAUUUCAGCUACUUUUCUACGCUCGUUUACAUGAUCACUUCGGUGCAAAAGCCAUCCAUUUCACUGGCGUUAGCUCCGGCAUACCCAUCGUCAUUUUAUUUCCAGUGAUCAAUGCUCUGGCUCGAUCCCAUGGGAUAGGAUUGGCUGUGUGCUGUGUGUUGCCAUCCAGCUUGCGCUGACGAUCAGCCUGGUCAUGUGCUACCGUAUGACAAUCCAGCACUUCAUGCGUUCUACUGAACUGAGAAGAGCCUACAGCCUGCUUGGCAUUAUUCAUCAAAGCAGCUGCUCCCAAUCGCGCCUCGCUUGGAGCAACCAAUGGAAUUACCCAGAUGGUUGCCGCAAUUGCAAGGAUCAUUGCCCAGCGUCUGCAGCUUCGGUUUUCUCUUAUUCAAUGCAGGAAGGGCAUGAUGCGUGGUUGGUAUACUAUUUCUUGAUGGCAAUUACAUUUCUUGCAGUAGGUGUUUCUCUAUUACUUCCCCGAGAUCCUAGUUGUAUGGGAAGAUCACCAAUAGCGAACGGCCGCGUGUUAUCUGUUUACAGUCAUGUCAGUGCAUCUUCCGGGUAUAUAGAAUGCGGUAGUCAAGCCUGAGUCUAUGUAGGCGACAGUGCGGUGUACAUACCUAUCCCUG
Messenger RNA from Suillus subalutaceus, 1874 nucleotides. Its product is annotated as major facilitator superfamily domain-containing protein. The record is from RefSeq and is a predicted model, not a curated record. The transcript is spliced from 7 exons. Gene Ontology annotation, biological process: transmembrane transport. Lineage: Eukaryota; Fungi; Basidiomycota; Agaricomycetes; Boletales; Suillaceae. The coding region runs from base 255 to 1424 and encodes 389 amino acids. Gene Ontology annotation, molecular function: transmembrane transporter activity.